AUGCUCUUACGCUCAAUAAAGGAGGCUGCAAGCUUGUUACAGGCAUCACCCACUAAGCACAGCCAUAGUUCUGACAGCAGUACCACCGCACACAGGAUAUCUUCAACUGCACCCACCCCUUCACCGCCUCCUAUUGCGCAGCAACGCUCCACAACCUCGGAUCUUUCAUCACCUCCAGGAACACCAUCUCCCCUCCCACCACUUGCAAGGCAAACAGCGACCGGUAUUUCCAAGAAGUGUGUUAUUGAAAGUGAAGUCUCACCAACUGAAGAUGAAUUUGUGUCUUUCUCUGCAUUAGAGCUAGCAGCUUUUGACGAAGUUGAUAGAGAGUAUAAUGACAAAAAUAAGCCCCCCCCAACACUUGGGGUUAACUCUGCAGGGGGGUUUACUGCUGAUCAGCAAGGGGCAGCCCAGCCUCCCAUUUUAAAAUCACCAUUUGAGCUUUUCAACUGCACAUCCAAGUCGCUGGCACCCAGUUCUCAAAGCCCGCAUGCCAGCCACCAAAAUGCAGCUAUUGGGACACCUCCCAGAACAAAGAUACAUGUAUCCGGGCGUAUGGCUAAUGCCAUCCGUGAAAAGAUUGUUGAAGACUUGCAGCAAGUAGAUAAGUUGAUCCGAAAAAUUGCAGAGCAAAACGGCAUCGAAAUACAGCAAGUUGUCACCCUGUAUAACUCGAAGAAUUCUCGCCAAGGUGUUGCCCCAAAUCUCUGGGGAACAUAUCAAAUGUAUUUCCAGGAGAAUGCUGAACAGGAGUGCAAGCACCUUGUGCCCGAAGGAUCCAAUAUUGUUGUUGAUCACUUCACAAACCAUAUGUCAUUAUGCUACCGUGAUAAAACCGUUGGUACUUGUAAGCACAUAUUUACAAAGAGUGUGCAGAAAAUUGUUGACUCACUACAGUCCAUUGAGACGCUGUAUGGCUUUCAGUCCGUAUUAGUUAUGUGCGGUAAUAAUGUCAACCAUGACGAAGGGCUAGGAUCAUCGUUCGAAAGCUGUGAGGCUGAAGGUAAUGUUGUCAUGCAAGCAAUGAGGCAAUUGGUCAUCUCAAAAGUCUUGUUUAAAAACAUGUAUCUUCAAGGCUUGUUGGUGAACACUGGGCUACAGAUGUAG
This is a messenger RNA of Serpula lacrymans var. lacrymans S7.9, 1107 nucleotides long. RefSeq lists its product as uncharacterized. The transcript is spliced from 6 exons. The record is from RefSeq and is a predicted model, not a curated record. The coding region runs from base 1 to 1107 and encodes 368 amino acids. Lineage: Eukaryota; Fungi; Basidiomycota; Agaricomycetes; Boletales; Serpulaceae.